AUGCCACGACAAGCAAUUGCAGAAGCUAAAUUACGAAAAUUGCUUGAAUUAAAUGACAAAUUAAAAGAGCAAUUGGAAAUAUCCCGCAUACCUAUUUCAGAAGCAAGUCGAUCACUCAUUGAAUACUGUCAGACAAACCAAGAUAUGAUGAUACCAUCGGUAUGGGGAAAUAGAAAUCCUGAUCCGUUCGCAGAACCCACAGCUGGAUGUGGUUGCAUUCUCAUGUAA
Molecule: messenger RNA, 228 nt
Organism: Mucor velutinosus
Lineage: Eukaryota; Fungi; Mucoromycota; Mucoromycetes; Mucorales; Mucoraceae
Exons: 2
Coding region: 1-228 (75 amino acids)
Biological process (GO): G protein-coupled receptor signaling pathway
Cellular component (GO): heterotrimeric G-protein complex
Molecular function (GO): G-protein beta-subunit binding
Source: RefSeq, a predicted model, not a curated record